Molecule: messenger RNA, 1740 nt
Organism: Penicillium pulvis
Lineage: Eukaryota; Fungi; Ascomycota; Eurotiomycetes; Eurotiales; Aspergillaceae
Product: Aldehyde/histidinol dehydrogenase
Exons: 3
Coding region: 1-1740 (579 amino acids)
Cellular component (GO): mitochondrial matrix
Molecular function (GO): L-glutamate gamma-semialdehyde dehydrogenase (NAD+) activity
Source: RefSeq, a predicted model, not a curated record
AUGUCUUCUACAUCUCUCCUGAGCAUGCGCUCAUCUCGAGUCUUCUCUCCUCGUCUGCGUUCCAACCUUUCCAAGCCCUCAAUUCAGAUCCGGGCUAAGGCUACCGCGCCUUUCCGUCUUCCCGAUCCUCGCAAUGAACCUAACCCAUUAUACAAAAGAGGAUCCGAAGAGCGUAUCAAGCUAGAAGAGGCUCUUGUCAAGCUCCGAGCUCAACUUCCUGUCCAGAGCGACAUCAUCUACGACGGCAAGGUUCAAAAGAGCGCUCAGUCCUGGGACCAGCCUUUGCCUGCCGAGCAUGCCACCGUCUUUACCAACUACCCUCUUGCAACCAGGGAGCAGAUUAAAGAGGCCAUUAAAGGCGCACUUGAGGCCAAAAAAGAUUGGGAAGAGACUCCCUUCGUCGACCGUGCCGCCAUCUUCCUCAAAGCCGCCGAGCUGGUGACCGGAAAAUACCGCCAUGAGUUGAUUGCCGCAACUAUGCUGGGUCAGGGCAAGAACAUCUGGCAGGGCGAGAUUGAUGCCGCGGCCGAGUUGGCAGAUUUCUUCCGCUUGAACUGCAACUACGCCGCGGAGAUUCUCGAGAAACAGCCCACCCGCGGCAGCGAUGGCAUGUGGAGUCGUCUGGACCACCGCCCUCUGGAAGGAUUCGUCUACGCGAUCUCGCCUUUCAACUUCACCGCGUUAGGCGGAAAUUUGAUCUCCGGUCCAGCUUUGCUGGGUAACGUUGUGAUCUGGAAGCCGUCACCCUCAAACGUCUACGCCAGCAGCAUCGUGUACAAGAUUCUUCUCGAGGCCGGUCUGCCCCCGAACGUCGUGCAAUUCGUUACUGGAGACCCAGAGACGAUCAACGAUGUCGCAUUGUCCCACCGCGACUUCGCCGGUCUGAAUUUCAUCGGUUCCUCUGAUGUCUUCCGCUCUCUGUACUCUAGGAUCGGCGAGGGCGUUGGGAAGAAGACAUAUCGCGAGUUCCCCCGCGUUGUCGCCGAGACAAGCGGCAAGAACUUCCACCUCGUCCACCCUUCAGCCGACAUCCCCAGCGCAGUCAACCACACCAUCCGCGGUUCUUUUGAGUACCAGGGUCAGAAAUGCUCUGCUACCUCCCGGUUGUACCUGCCUGAGUCCCGGGCCGAGGAGUUCUUCGCUCUGCUCAAGGCUGGUGUGAAGGAUAUCACCAUCGGAAACCCGGAUAAGAACCUGGAGGCCUUCAUGGGUCCUGUUAUUCACCGUCGCUCGUUUGACAAGAUCAAAUCUAUCAUUGAUAACUGCAACAAAGAUCCUUCUCUCAAGCUCAUUGCUGGAGGUACUACUGAUGACUCUGUUGGCUUCUACGUUCACCCUACUGUCUACCAGGUUGACUCAGCAGAUCAUCAGCUGUUCAACGAGGAGAUUUUCGGGCCCGUCCUUGCCGUCUACGUCUACCCCGACGCUGAGUGGUCCUCCACUCUGAAGAAGGUUGAUCAGGCAGGUGGUGGCUUUGCCUUGACCGGUGCUGUUUUCGCUCAGGACCGCCGCGCUAUCCGUGAGGCUGAGGAUGCUCUCCGCUACUCUGCCGGCAACUUCUAUAUCAACUGCAAGACAACUGCUGCCCUUAUUGGCCAACAAUCCUUCGGUGGUGCCCGUGCCAGUGGUACCAAUGACAAGGCUGGUAGCUCUGAUUCUCUGCGCCGAUUCACCAUCCCUCGGCUGAUUAAAGAGGAGUUCUUCCCUCAGCAUGGUUUCACCUACCCCAGCAACCACUAA